UCAGAAAGAUUUUCAACACUCAGAUGUGUCAUUUCCUCUCUUCAUGGACUAGACGUUGAAAUACUAGGAGAUAAAGAUUUGGGGUUUCAAUUUUAAAGAGAGGGAAGCGGAUAAAUCAUUGCUGCCUUCUCCAAGAAGUCACGGAGUAUGGCGCGGUGGAACAGUUUCACUGAUCAGCAGGAGGACAUUGAUAGCUAUUCUGAAUCUGUGAAGUUUGAUGCUCGUGCCAUGACAACCUUGCUUCCUCCAAAUCCUAAAAAUGGUCCUCCACUUCAAGAAAAACUGAAAUCCUUCAAAGCUGCACUGAUUGCCCUGUAUCUCCUGGUGUUUGCGGUUCUCAUACCCGUGAUUGCCAUAGUGGCAGCUCAACUCCUGAAAUGGGAAAUGAAGAAUUGCACAGUUGGUUCAAUUAAUGCAAAUGGUAUCUCUUCAAGUCUCAUGGGAAAAGGAAAUGACAGUGAAGAUGAAAUGAAAUUUCAACAAAUUGUUAUGGAACACAUUAACAACAUGGAGAAAAGAAUUCAAUAUAUCUCAGAUACUGAAGAAAAUCUCAUAGAUUUAGAGCAUUUUCAAAAUUUCAGUGCGACAACUGAUCAAAGGCUUAAUGAUGUUCUUUUCCAACUAAGUACCUUGGUUUCCUCAGUCCAGGGACAUGGGAAGGCGAUAGAUGAAAUCUCCAGUUCCUUAACAAAUCUGAAUAUGACACUGCUUAAUUUGCACCUCUACACAGAAACACUGAAUGGAAAAAUCCAAGAGAUUGCACUUGAAGAACAAGAGGAAAUCAGCAAAUUAAAGGAGCGUGUGCACAAUGCAUCAGCAGAAAUUAUGUCUAUGAAACAAGAACAAGCUCGUUUGGAACAGGAAAUAAAAGGAGAAGUGAAAAUACUAAAUAACAUCACUAAUGAUCUCAGACUGAAAGAUUGGGAACAUUCACAGACAUUGAGAAAUAUCACUUUAAUUCAAGGCCCUCCUGGACCCCCAGGUGAAAAAGGAGACAGAGGCCCAAUUGGACAAAGUGGCCCACCAGGCGUUCCAGGUCCAGUAGGUCCUCCAGGCCUGAAAGGUGAUCGAGGAGCGGUUGGCUUUCCUGGAAGUCGAGGGUAUCCAGGACAGUCAGGGAAGACUGGGAGAACAGGAAAUCCUGGACAAAAAGGCCAGAAGGGGGAAAAGGGCAGUGGAAGCGUCCAAACUCCAAAUAAGACAGUUCGGCUGAUUGGUGGCAACGGCCCUCAUGAGGGGAGAGUGGAGAUUUUACACAAUGGCCAAUGGGGUACAAUUUGUGAUGAUCACUGGGAAUUGCGUGCUGCAAAUGUUGUCUGCAGGAGUUUGGGAUACCCAGGAGUUAAAAGUGUGCACAAGGAAUCUUAUUUUGGACGAGGCACUGGUCCAAUAUGGCUCAAUGAAAUGCUCUGUUUGGGGAGAGAAUCAUCCAUUGAAGAGUGUGCUAUCAGACAGUGGGGUGUGAGAGUCUGUUCACAUAUCGAAGAUGCUGGAGUCACUUGCACUUUGUAAUCCAUCAUCAUUCAUUGAAAAAUCAUUUUUAUUACCUUUGCUCCAAUAAAAUUACUUUAAUGAAGAUUUAAGAGAUAAUACCGUUCAGGCAGCUGCUUUGAGGCGGUGGUUAAAGUUGAUCUCUGCAACCCUGAGAUCCCAAUAGAUGCUGAUUCUUUCUGGCUGCUCCACUUCCAAUCCAGCACCCCGCUGAUGGCCUAGGAAAAGCAGUGGGAGCCCCAUGGGGGUACACGAAGAAGCUCUGGAUUCCUGGCUUCAGGUUGGC
Ochotona princeps (American pika) is the source of this 1777-nucleotide messenger RNA. It is a transcript of the gene MSR1, whose product is annotated as macrophage scavenger receptor 1. Gene Ontology annotation, cellular component: membrane. Gene Ontology annotation, molecular function: scavenger receptor activity. NCBI's taxonomy places the organism in Eukaryota, Metazoa, Chordata, Mammalia, Lagomorpha, Ochotonidae. The coding region runs from base 148 to 1512 and encodes 454 amino acids. Gene Ontology annotation, biological process: receptor-mediated endocytosis. The record is from RefSeq and is a predicted model, not a curated record. The transcript has 10 exons.